This is a messenger RNA of Plasmodium adleri (nom. inval.), 4869 nucleotides long. Its product is annotated as reticulocyte binding protein homologue 4, putative. Lineage: Eukaryota; Apicomplexa; Aconoidasida; Haemosporida; Plasmodiidae. The transcript has a single exon. The record is from RefSeq and is a predicted model, not a curated record. Bases 1 to 4869 code for a protein of 1622 amino acids.
AUGAAUGAAUAUAAAAAGGAUGAAUGGGAAGAAAGUCGAGGAGAUUUUUUACAAAUCUGUUUAGAAGAAUUUAUUAAGAAAGAUAAUGAAGACAUGAAUAAUAUAAAUGAUGAAUUACCUAUUGAACAAAGUGAAAAUAUUGAAGAUAUUCUCAUGUUAGAGAGACAAAAAAUUAUAUGGCUUCAAUGGAUUAAACGAAAUAAAUAUAUGCUACAAAAAUGGAAUAAAGAAGAAUGGUUUCAUAAAUUAAAAAAAAAUUGGAAAGAUGAAAUGAAUAGAUAUGAUCAGAAAUUAUUUUUUUUGAAAAAUAAAGAAAGUGAUAAAUGUAUAAACCCUAUGUUAGAAAGACAAAAAUAUAUAUGGAGAAAAUGGAUUGCAAAACAUUUAUAUCAUCUUGAUGAUUUGGAAAAUGAAGAAUGGUUUAAUUUAUUAAUGAAUAAAUAUGAAAAAGAUAAAGAUGAUUUGAAAAGUGAUAGAAAUGAUAAAAUGGAUGACAUGGAAAAGAAAAAGCUGAUAACAAAAUUAUUUAUUGAAAUACAUAUGAUGGUAAUCGAAGAUUUUAAGGAGGAAGAAUGUUUCAUGAAUAAAGAAAAUUUUGUUAAUACAUAUAUAAAUGAGUUGAAAAAAGAAGAAGCUUGUGAAAAAAAUAGAGAAAUGUUACAUAUAUUGAAUAAUAUAAAAAAAGAUAUAAAAUUAGGAUAUGAAAAUACAAAAUUGAAUGAAUGGAAACAAGAAAAAUGGUUUGAUAAUUUAAAAAAAGCAUGGAAAGAAGGUGAAUGUAAAAAAAUCUUUGUUGAUAUAGAAAAAGGAAAUUUGGACCUGACACAAAUUAAUAUAAUAAAUAAUUAUAUGUUAGAAAUUCAAAGAAGUUUGUUAAAAAAAUAUUGGGAAGAUAUAGAAAUAAGUUGGAUAGAUGAUGAUAAUCAAACUGACUGGUUAAAAAUAGCUAUAAAUUUGAAUGAUUAUGACAAUAACAAUAAAAAAAAGGUAUUUAAUAGAAGAUAUAAUUAUAUGAGAAAUGAAAAUUUACAUAUUAAAAAAAAGAAGAAUAUCAUAAAUGAGGAACAUUCAAGUGAGGAUAAUAAGUGUAUAUAUCAAAAUAAUCAUUCUUAUAUUAAAAGGAUUAUAGAAAUAUAUAUGGAAAGGGUAAAUGAAAUUAAAAAAAAAGAAUGGGAAGAGAACAAAUGGGAGUUUUUAAAAAUUGCUUUAGAAGAAUAUAUACAAAUGCAAUUCAAAAAACAAAAGAAUUUAUGUAUUGAAGAAAUAAUAAUAAAAAAUAAAAAUACAAAUGAUGAUAAUAAUGGCUACCUAGAACAAAUUUUUUUGUGGAAUCAAUGGAUAGAAAGGAAAAGAUAUAUAAUGGAAAAAUGGAAAUAUGAAAAAUGGUUUGAAGAAUUAAAGAUUGAAUGGAUAAAAGAACAGGGUAUAUAUAUAAAAGAAGAAGAAAUAGAAACAUUUAUAAAAGAUGAAGAAAAAAAAAAAAUAAUAAAUAAUAACAACGACAGCAACAACAACAAUAACAACAACAAAAAUAAUAAUAAUGAUAUAUUAAUCCAAAAUGAAAAAAUCGUGUGGAAAAGAUGGUUAAAAAAACAAGAAAAAAAUAUACAAAUAUAUAAAAAUGAAUUAAAUGAUAGAAUAAAAGAAACACAAACAAAAUUAAAUCUAUUUAAUCAAAUCUUACAAUUAAAACAAAAAGAAAAUGAAUAUUAUAAUAUAAACAAACAGACAAAUCAAGAUAUGACACAAACAAAUAUUCAAAAUAUAUUACAACAACAAUAUAAAAAUAACACACAAGUAAAUAUAAUACUCCAAUUAUUAUAUAAUGGUGAUAUCAAAAAAUAUGUUGAUCAAUUAAUACCUCUAACACAAAAAAUACAAAAUAAAAUGAAUACAGAAACAUGUAGUCAACAAAAUAUCAAACAAAUGCUUACAAAUUAUAUAGAUGAAUGUAAACCUAUACAAAAUAUAUCAGAAGAAAAUAUUUAUACACUAUAUCAAGAAAUCAAAAAAAUUAUAGAAAAGAUGGAAUAUGAAAUUAUUCGAAAUAUAGAAGAAACAUCAAAUCAGUUGAAAACAAAAAUUAAAAUAUUAUUUGAUAAAAUAAAUGAAAAAUAUCAGGACUUAUCAAAAAAUUUAAAUCAAAUGAAUGAAGAAAAAAUGGAAUUAGGACAAAUGGAAAAUAAUCUAAAAGGGAAGCAUGAACAAAUAAAAAAGGAAAAUAUUCAACAGGGAGAUAUAAAAUAUAUAGAAAGUAAUAAUAACAAUAAUAAUAAUAAUAAUAUUAAUAAUAAUAAUAAUAUUAAUAAUAAUGGUGAGAAUUAUGAUAUCCGUUUUUUUGAUUCUACUAACCUUUUUGAUCAUUCCCAAUUUGUUAGAACAAAACAAAAUAUAAACAACCAAAAAAAUAAUAUACAAAGCAACAUAAAUAAUAUCAAAAGUAUGAUAAUAAAUUUACAAAAAGAAAUAAACAAUUAUAAUAUUCUUAAAACUAAAUACAGCCAUUUAUAUGAUAAAACUAAAAUAUUAGAAGAAUUAAAAAUAUUAACUCAAGAAAUUAAUAAUAAAAAUAUUAUGACAAAAAUUUAUGAUAUAGAAACAACAUAUCAAAUUAAUUUACAUAAUAUAGAAAAAAUGUUCAGAAAUAUUAAUAGUAUUCAUUAUAAAAUAAAUAUGUUAAAUAUCUUAAAUGUAUUAAACACUUCUAUCAAACAAACAUAUAAUAAUAAUAUAUCUAUUGAAAGCUUAAAAAAUAAAAUUAAUAACUUAAAAAAUUCAACACAAGAAUAUAUUAAUCAAAUUAAUUCUAUACCAUCUAAUUUAAUACCAGAACAUAUAAAACAAACAAGUCUAAACGAACUAAAUAUUUAUAUUAAACAAAUAUAUGAUAAAUUAAAUGAAAAUGUUAUUAAUAAUUUAUAUACAAAAUCUAAGGAUUCACUACAAUUUUAUAUUAACAAGAAAAAUAAUAUUACUAUUAAUAUAAAUAAUGAUGAUAAUAAUAAUAAUAAUAAUAAUAUUGUAUUUAAUGAUAUAAAAGAUUAUGAAAUAUAUAAAACAAAUAAAUUAUACGAAUGCAUACAAAUCAAAAAAGAUAUAGACGAAUUAUAUAAUAUUUAUAAUCAACUAUUUAAAAAUAUAUCCAAUAAUUAUUAUAAGCACUCUCUAAAUUUUGUAUAUUCUCUAAAUAAUCAUAUGGUAUAUAUUUUUCAAGAUACUAAAUAUGGAAAAACUAAAAAUGAAAAUAUUUUAUCAGACAUAGAUAAUAUUAUAAAACUAAAUGAAAAGAAAGAAUCAUAUAAAAAUGUAGACACAAAUAAAAUACAACAAAUAAAAGAACAAAUUAAAUAUUUCUUACAAUUAUUUCAUAUAUUUCAAGAAAAUAUAAAUAAUUUCCAAAAUUUAUAUAAAGAAUUACAUAGCAAAAUGAACGAUAAAAUUAAUAAUAAUCUUAAAAAUAUUGAACAAAUUUUUAUAAACGAUAAUUAUACAUUACAAGAACAAAAUACAUUUUAUAAUCAACUCCAAAAUCAAAUCAUACAAAUAAAAAAUACCAAUCAAGAAUUCAUACAUAAUAUUAAUAACAAUCAACAAAUAUUAAAUAAUUCUCAAGUACCAAAUAUUGUUUUUAAUAUUUAUAGGAAAUUUCAAAACAUUAAUAAUGAUAUUAAUAGGAAAAGAUUUAAUAUACAAAAAAAAAUUACACAGACAAUUAAUUCAUAUGAUGUAAUAAAUUACAACAAAAAUAAUAUGCUAAAUAUUUUUCAACAACUAAAAAAUAUACAACAACAAUUAAAUACAACAGAAAGACAAUUGAAUGAUAUUAAACAAAAUAUCAAUCACUUCAAAUAUUUGAAUCAAUCCGAUCAUACCAUUUCUAUACUAAAUAUAAUCAAAAAUGAAAAACAAAAAAUUCAACAAUUCAACAAGAACAUACAACACUUCAAGGAAGACACACAAAUUAUGAUAACCAAGUUAAUACAACCCACACAUAUACAAUUCCAUAAAAUGAAAUCCACAAUAACACAACAGGAAGAUAAUACACAUCUACAAAGAAGUCGACUCACAAAUGAUGCUACACAAAUUCAUAAUAUAAAUGAUACAAAUAAUGCAAUGAGAAAUAAUAGAACUAAUGUAAGACAAAAUGGUAGUACAUAUGACGUUAUAAAUACCACCAUGGCUGUCAAUACAAAUCUUUUAACAAAUGAUGAUCAACAAAAUAAUCAAAGGAACACUUAUAGAAAUAAUAAUAUUCAUACAAAUGAAAUGAAUACAAAUAAUGUAUAUCCAAAUGAUAUCAAUACAAUUAAUGUAUAUCCAAAUGAUAUCAAUACAAAUAAUGUAUAUCCAAAUGAUAUCAAUACAAAUAAUGUAUAUCCAAAUGAUAUCAAUACAAAUAAUGUAUAUACAAAUAAUUAUCAACCAAAUAAUGAUGAAAAAAUAUCAUUACAACAUAAAACAAUUAAUAUAUCACAACGUACCAUGGAUGAUUCAAACCUCAAUCGAAAUAAUAAUACAUAUAAUACAUCUUCACAACAAAAAAAUAAACCCCAUACAAAUAAUAAUAGUAAUAAUAGAUACAACCAUUAUGAUAAUAAACAAAACGAAAAUAAAUAUAAUCAAAGAAAACCAUCAGCGAAUGAUAACUCAUAUUAUAGAAUUCUUUAUGCUGGAGGAAUUACUGCUGUCUUACUCUUAUGUUCAAGUACUGCAUUUAUGUUCAUAAAAAACCCUAAUGAACCACAUCAUAUUUUUAAUAUAUUCCAAAAGGAAUUUAGUCAAGCAGAUGAUGAAGAGUUACAAGAAAAAGAAGAAUAUCUGCCUGUAUAUUUUGAUGAAAAUGAUAAUGAGGAUUUUAAUGAUAUAUGA